AUGAGGAUGAUCAAAUAUAUGUUUCUUGCCUAUAAAACUUUGGCGUUUAAUCUAUUGAGAGGUUGCUGUUCGUUCUCCAAGACCAGGCCAUUGUUGAAGUCAUCCACAAGCAAGAUGACUGUUCAUGGACCUUGGAACCAACUUCCCAAUGACAUAGGGAGUUCAAUCUUUGAGCUUUUGGAUUUAGAGGAUCGUCUCCGGUUCGACCUUGUCUGCAAGCAAUGGAGAUCAAAUAUAAAGCGAACUCCACAGCUACUAUGGCUGAUGCUCCCUUACGACCGAAAUUCUCAAUAUUUGAGUUUCUUUGAUAUGUGUGAGGGCAAAAUUCGUAAGUUUAAUCUCCCUGGAUCCGCCCAAGGAGGUUGGUUUUCUGGGUGUUCUAAAGGUUGGCUUUUCCUCGUCACAGGCAUGGAUGUUGAUGAUCUACGAAUAUUUUUGUUUGAUCCCAUCUCAAGGUCUCAAAUUCCGCUUCCACCAUUGUCGACAAUAUCAAGUUUUAAACAUAGUUUCACUGCUAGACACCCUGGAUGGAACCCUGCUGCCUGCAUAAUCAAUGGAGUUGAAAUAUCUUCCUCUGAUGCAUCACAAUGCAUAGUAGUGGUAAAAUUUUCUAUUAAUAAUAGAAUUUUGGCACUUUGUAGACCACAGGAUGAGAGGUGGACCAUCGUUGAAGGGCUACUAGGUGAUGAAUAUUAUUAUGGGAAUUUCUCCUUCUUUGAUGGGGAUUUAUAUGCCUGCAUCUUGAGUUCAGAUGAGGAAAAUAAUAAUCAAGAUCCUUGUUUUCAAACUCAUUCCAUAACUUUAGGAAGUCAACGUGUGAAUCUGAAGUUGAUCAGCUCCACACCUCCACCCACUAAUUCAAUUUUUGCUGCAGAUGCCGAUGAGAGCAUUUUGUAUUAUAAGGACUCUUUCCGAUGGCCGUAUUUGGUGGAAUCAAAUGGUCAAUUAUUGGUGGUUACUCAAAUAUAUGACAGAAUAAUGGAUUUGGACGACAGUGACAGCGACAGCGACAAUGGCAAUGACAACGGUGAUCGCACAAGCCUAUUCAUGUAUUUUCAAGCAGCUACGUUCCAAGUAAAGAAGAUUCAGACAAUUGGUGAUACAUUGCAUACGACAGUAGUAACUGAUGUGGGUAAUCAAUCAUUAUUUGUGGGAGCCGGAGAUUGCUUAGCAGUAAAAACUUGUGACAAACUUGAUAAGAAUUGUAUUUACUUCUUACAUGACAUGGAUUAUAGCCUUCACAAACAAGAUUAUCCAUUAAUUUCUCGUGAAGCUGGUGUUUACUACCUUGAGGAUGGAAGCAUUCAACGUUGCCUCCCAAGUAUUACGACUCAAAAUCAUUGUUUAUACAUGCAUUGGUUUUCACCAAAUAUCAAAUCUAGAGUCUUAGGUUAG
Messenger RNA from Gossypium raimondii (Peruvian cotton), 1395 nucleotides. RefSeq lists its product as uncharacterized. The record is from RefSeq and is a predicted model, not a curated record. The coding region runs from base 1 to 1395 and encodes 464 amino acids. The transcript has a single exon. Lineage: Eukaryota; Viridiplantae; Streptophyta; Magnoliopsida; Malvales; Malvaceae. Gene Ontology annotation, molecular function: protein binding.